Thamnophis sirtalis is the source of this 1506-nucleotide messenger RNA. Lineage: Eukaryota; Metazoa; Chordata; Lepidosauria; Squamata; Natricidae. The record is from RefSeq and is a predicted model, not a curated record.
UCAAAAUUGUGCUGCCAACUAGUGACGGAGCCACAGCAGAGGGUUGAAAGAGCUGCAUGCAUCUCCAGAGCCGCAGGUUGCUGACCCCUGCUCUAGAUAAUCUUACAUUUCUUCAACUUCCAACGUUGGGCUGAGCAAGGGAUUGCAAUGAAUGGACUCUUGAGGUCUCUUCUAAUUCUGCAAUCCUCAGCCUGCCUGAAAAUAAGCGGAAUAGAAAUCAGGAAUCCUUUACCUGCAAUUAUCCAUCAGGGAUGACAAUGAAAGUGGGGAUGGAAUUGUGUUAACCUUUGUUUAUCUCUUCUAGGUAUUGCGGGGAAAUCUUCUUCUUCCUCUUGUUGGUUCAGUUGGCGAUGUCUAAGACACAAAGAGAUGAACUGUCAAAGUCCUAGAGAGGCAGCAGCUGGUCGCCUUAAAUACACUUUUGUGCUGGGCUGAUCCCCAAGUUUGAUGUGGGUGAGCUUUGUUGAGAAACUAACAUGCUACCCAGAAGAGCUGUUUGGGGGGGAGAUUUCCAGCUUUUUCAUUUGUAAUUUCAAAGCAUCCAGCUGCUGGAUUUAACACAGGAUAGCAACAGAAAAUCGUCAGAUUUGGCUCGAUUGCACAAGGGAUUCCAGGACAAACAUGGCAGGUUGCUGCUCGGUAGCCAACUGCAAAAACCGCCGGUGGCAUGGAUCCCGUGUCACCUUUCACAGGUUUCCUUUUACAAAGGAGAGGCAGUUAAACAAGUGGAUCAAAAACAUUGGUCGUCCGAAUUUCGCUCCCUCUUAUGAUGACGUCGUGUGUUCGGAACAUUUCAGAAAGACGGAUUUUUGGGGAAGGAUAGCUUCUGGGAGAAGGAAUUUAAAGCCAGGAGCCAUCCCAACUAUCUUUAAUACCUCUGGCCGUCCAAAAAGAUUAAACACUGCCAAGAGGGCUCAAAAGGAAAGCUCAGAAGAGAGGAAGCCCCUCGCCCGACGGAAUCGCCCCGAUCCUGAGCCAAGCGCUCCUCCGGAGGUGGGUGAGGGCGACGCCGACGUCCCGUCCUCCAAGAACGACCUUGUCAUCCUAGAACAUUCUUACUCUACUCCGGCAAGUCCAAUUGCUUCUGCCCUGGAGCUCCGGGUGGCCCCGCCAGGAGACCAAACCCCCACAGAACCCCAGGGGAGGAAGAGCCUCCGCCUCCGCCAGGCUCGGAACAAAAGGGAGCUCAUGGAAGAGACGAGACAAAACGCUUCCGAGGAGCCGGUGGUCCACUCUGACGUCCAUCGCCAGCAUUUCCGAGACUUUUGCUACCAGGAGCUGGAAGGCCCCCGCCACGCUUGCUGCCGGUUGUGGGAUCUCUGCCAUCAGUGGCUGAAGCCUGGAAAACAUACCAAGUUGCAGAUGCUGGAAUUGGUCAUCCUGGAGCAGUUCCAGGCCAUCCUGCCCCAGAAGGUUCAGGAGUAUGUCCAGGAACGGGAGCCAUCCAAUUGCGAACAGGCCGUAAACCUGGCCGAGGAGUUCAUAAAGAGCCAGCAAAGAGAAGAG